CUGACCAAUAUGUUAAAAGUAAUUCUGAACCCCCAAAUCCAAAUCUCGUAAAGCCCUAACCCUAGCCAAGUUCACAGCUCUUUCUUUCUUUUCACAGCUCCCAUUUCUUUUCCUUCUAAACCCCAGCUCAAAGAAACACAAAACCCACUAAAUUCUUUGAAUUAAUGGGUUCAAAACGCCCUGAUUUUGGAGAUGGUGCUAGCCCUGGAAAGAUAUUCAUUGGUGGGUUAGCUAAAGAUACUACUAUAGAUGAGUUUGUUAAGUACUUUGGCAAGUAUGGAGAGCUUACUGAUUCGGUUAUUAUGAAAGAUCGACAAACGGGUCGGCCUAGGGGGUUCGGGUUUAUUACUUUUGCUGAUCCUGUUGUUGUUGAUACUGUUAUUGCUGAGACUCAUGUCAUCAAUGGGAAACAAGUUGAGAUCAAACGGACCAUUCCAAAAGGCUCUGGCGAGUCCAAGGAUUUCAAAACCAAAAAGGUAUUUGUUGGUGGGAUUCCGACGGCAGUUACUGAAGAGGAGCUCAAAGGUUUCUUCUCAAAGUAUGGAAAAGUGGUGGAGCAUGAGAUUAUCCGAGAUCAUGCCUCAAAGCGUUCUCGAGGAUUUGGAUUUGUUGUAUUCGAUAGUGAACAAGUCGUUGACACUAUCCUUGUCAAUGGAAAUAUGAUUGAUAUGAAUGGUACAAAGGUCGAGAUCAAGAAGGCAGAACCAAAGAAAUCCUCAAAUUCAGGAGCUAUGUCAUAUGGUGGUGAACCUAGGGGGCGUGGGUAUAAUGAUAGUUAUGCUGGAUAUGGUGAUUCCUAUGGUGGAUAUGGAGCGGGUGGUGGUGGUGGUGGCGGUGGCGGCGGCUAUGGCCCUCCCUACAGAUCACUUGGAGGACUUUCGAGCAGAUAUGGUGGUGAUUCUUAUAGUGGAUAUGGCCCAAGUGGCAGUGAGUUCAGCAGUCGUUAUGCUGAUUAUGGAGGUGACUAUGGUGGUGCUUACAGGGGUGGCGAGCCUCCACUAGGUGGCUACUCUAGUCGAUAUAGCUCAUAUGGUGGUGCAGGGUACGGUGGAGCUUAUGGAGGUAGUGGUCUUGGUGGAUAUGGUCGUGGAGGAGGAGGUGGAGGCGGUUAUGCAGGAUAUGGCGGACCAGGAGGAGGUGGAGGUGGUGGUUAUGAAUCUGGUGCUGGUUAUGGUGGGGCAGGAGGACCGUAUGGAAGUAGAGCAGGUUAUGGCCCUGGUGGCGGCGGUGGCGCCCCUCCUGGCGGUGGUCGUUAUCACCCUUAUGGUAGGUAGGCUGCCCUCUCUUAACAUCUUAGUAGUCGCGGGCAGUUGAGUUCAAUGGAUACUAAGAAAAUGUCCAGAUGCUGUUGUUUUAGCCUUGAUGAAAUAGAAUGAGUUAUCAAUGGCCUUGUGGAUUUGUACUUUCCUGUAUUAGAUUGUCAUAUUUACGCUAGAUGUUUGUUAAUUCGUUCCCAUCAUUGAUUUUUUUUUUC
Molecule: messenger RNA, 1474 nt
Organism: Erigeron canadensis
Lineage: Eukaryota; Viridiplantae; Streptophyta; Magnoliopsida; Asterales; Asteraceae
Product: heterogeneous nuclear ribonucleoprotein 1-like
Exons: 6
Coding region: 165-1274 (369 amino acids)
Biological process (GO): regulation of gene expression
Cellular component (GO): nucleoplasm
Molecular function (GO): RNA binding
Source: RefSeq, a predicted model, not a curated record